AUGGAAGGCGAAUCUUCGCCCCAACCCGGGGGCUUCAUCCCUCCUACCGGCCUGCUCACCCCCACACCCUCGACAGCGUCAUCGCGACCCGUGGUUUCGCUGCCGCACCCCCGGCAGAAACCGCUAAACCCAAGCGGCAGCAAAGGAGACCAGGUGCGGCGCAGCGUCGAAGAGGAACUUUUGAACAUAUCGCGCCGCUAUGUCAAGAAAUUCAGCGGCCCGGACCCCGAUAACACCGUGGUCGGCUACACGGAUUUCACCGAAAUCGCAAAGAAUCUCGAGGACGUAGUUGACACACUAUGGAGUACUGGAACUCCAUUUUUGCAGAUACCAUUUCUGCUCAAAGUGAGCGGCGACUUUACCCAAUACGUGCGCUCAUUUCCACUGGCGCCCACGGCCACGUUCCAACUUCUCAGCAAAAUAGAUCAUUGCUUCGCCAGUCUGCUAUGCGGGCACGACAUAGCCACGCAAGAAGUUCUUCCGGGUUUCGAGAAUGGACUGCGGGGCGGCAUGACUACCACAGACAUGGUACGCUGCCGCAGCUUAGUCGAGCAGACGCGGGUUCUCAUUGUAGAAAUGAUAAGCAAUGAAACCAGCGAGGGGUCCGAUGAGGACAGCGAAGAUGAUGAUGACGACGACGACGAAGAAAUUGAUAUUGAUGAGGAAGACGACGGCGACAACGAGCUUGCUAGUGUUCGUCUCGAGGCCGCUCGCGUUUAUGAAAACACCAUUAUCCAGCUGGGCAACAGACUCGGGGAUGGCGGUUUGGCCCCUACAUAA
Molecule: messenger RNA, 780 nt
Organism: Beauveria bassiana ARSEF 2860
Lineage: Eukaryota; Fungi; Ascomycota; Sordariomycetes; Hypocreales; Cordycipitaceae
Product: meiotic recombination protein DMC1
Exons: 2
Coding region: 1-780 (259 amino acids)
Cellular component (GO): transcription factor TFIIH holo complex
Source: RefSeq, a predicted model, not a curated record